This is a messenger RNA of Gadus macrocephalus (Pacific cod), 5339 nucleotides long. RefSeq names its product adaptor related protein complex 4 subunit epsilon 1 (gene ap4e1). Gene Ontology annotation, cellular component: AP-4 adaptor complex; membrane coat. The record is from RefSeq and is a predicted model, not a curated record. Gene Ontology annotation, molecular function: cargo adaptor activity. Lineage: Eukaryota; Metazoa; Chordata; Actinopteri; Gadiformes; Gadidae. Gene Ontology annotation, biological process: intracellular protein transport; receptor-mediated endocytosis. The transcript is spliced from 21 exons. Bases 432 to 3896 code for a protein of 1154 amino acids.
AGCGCCCCGCCUGGACAGAGAUUAUUACUGCAACCAGUCCAGAAAACCGGAACUAACCAGCGCAUGCCCAUUCUCCUCAUAUUAGACAUUCUCUGGUACUAAGCUACUAAGUACGGAUAGUAUGGAUAUUGGAACAGGCUAACUUGGGAAUCAUGCCCUACGGCAAGAAUUCCGAACUACCCCUUUAAUACAGUUUUACAAUUGAAAGCGGACGUGACAUCAUCUUUGAGCUGCCGCCGCCGCUGCCGAAUCAAAACAUUGGCCGGUAUGUCAAAAUGAUAUUUCACAACUCGGGAUACCGUGAAACAUGGAGGUGUAGAUGUUGCCCUUUCUAAUAAACGAGCCUUCCUUGGAGAUGAAUUGAACGGUAUAUUAUUAUAAAUAUAUAUAGAUCGAUAUCAGCUGGAUCCAGUCCUCUGUGGGGCGUCAGGAUGAGUGAUGUGGUGGAGAGGACACUGACGGCGCUGCCCAGCCUGCUGUCCUCAGACCCCUCGCCGGGGAGACCGUCUUCCACCUCCAAACUAGGAACCCUGAUCAGGGGGAUCACUGAGUUAACAUCCAAACACGAUGAAGAGAAACUUAUUCAACGUGAACUUGUUUCCAUCAAAGAGCAGGUGUCUUCUCCCAACACGACCAUGAGGCAGAUGAAGGAGCUGAUGGUGCGGGCGGUCUACUGUGAGAUGCUGGGUUACGAGGCCUCCUUCAGCUACAUCCAUGCCAUCAAACUGGCCCAGCAGGGCACGGCUCUGGACAAGAGAGUCGGUUACCUGGCUGUAUCCUUGUUUCUGAAUGAGAGCCAUGAGCUCCUGCUCCUUCUGGUCAACACUGUAUUAAAAGAUCUUCAGAGCACAAAUCUGAUAGAAGUGUGCAUGGCGCUCACCGUUGUUGGUCAAGUGUUUCCCAAAGAUAUGAUCCCUGCAAUCCUUCCCAUGGUAGAGGAAAAACUCAAUCACCCAAAAGAGAUUAUCCGGAGGAAAGCCGUCCUGGCCCUCUACAAGUUCUACCUGAUAGCGCCCAACCAGGUCCAACACAUUCACAGCAAGUUCCGUAAGGCUCUGUGUGACAAGGACCCUGGCGUGAUGUCUGCCUCACUACACAUUUACCUGGAGAUGGUCACGGAGAAGCCGGAGAGUUACAAGGAUCUAGUGGUGAGUUUUGUGACCAUCUUGAAGCAGGUGGUGGGAGGGAAACUUCCCAUUGACUUCAACUACCACAGUGUACCCGCUCCGUGGCUUCAGAUCCAGCUCCUCAGAAUCCUAUCCUUACUGGGGAAGAACGAUCGGAGUGCUAGUGAGAUGAUGUAUGAGGUCCUGGAUGAGUCUCUCCGACGAGCAGAGAUGAACCACAACAUCACCUAUGCAAUAUUGUUUGAGUGUGUGAAGACUAUUUACACAAUCCACCCAAAAGCUGAGCUGCUGGAAAAAGCUGCAAAGUGCAUUGGCAACUUUGUUCUGUCACCAAAAAUAAACUUGAAAUACUUGGGACUCAAAGCCCUCACCUAUGUGGUGCAGCAGGACGCUAACCUGGCUCUACAGCACCAGAUGACAAUCAUCGAGUGCCUGGAUCACUCAGACCUGAUCAUAAAGCGAGAGACCCUGGAGCUGCUGUUUCGGAUCACUAAUGGUCAGAAUGUUAAGGUGAUCGUGGAGAAGUUGCUGGAAUUCCUCCGUCACAGUAAGGACGACUACGUCACCAUAGACCUCGGGGGAAAGGUGACGGAGCUGGCAGAGAAAUAUUCCCCGGACAACUCCUGGUUCAUCAGGACCAUGAACACAGUCUUCCUGCUGGUCGGAGACCAGAUGCAGCCGGACAUCCCCAACAGCUUCCUGAGACUGCUGUCUGAGGGGUUUGAGAGCGCUGAGGAGGACCAGCAGCUGCGGCUGCUGGCGGUGGACUCCUACGUGUCUCUGCUCCAGGAGCAGACCGCCCGGCUGCCUCAGCGCUUCCUCCAGGUCAUCAGCUGGGUGCUGGGGGAAUACUCUAGUGUAAAGGAAGGCCUCGAGCCAGCCACGGUCCUGAGACUCCUGGCCCCGCUGCUGGACCUGAGACACUGCAGCAGUGAAACCAAGAGCUGGGUGCUGGCGGCCAUGACCAAGCUGAGCGCCGGCCCCGCCUGCCUGCCGCUGGCCCAGGAGCUGGCCGAGCGCCACGGCGGCUCCCUGGACACCACGCUGAGACAGAGGCUCCACGAGCUGCAGCACCUGGCCUCAGACGGCGAGCUGCUGCGCAGGGUGCUGCCGUGCGGCGACGGCCUGGAGCCCCUGGAGGUGGAUUCGUCGUUGUCCUUUCUGGACGGGUUUGUUUCUGAGGCCCUGGCUGCGGGGGCUGCGCCGUACAAACCCCCCCAUCAGAGGCAGGAGGAGCUGGCGCAGGAGAAAGCUCUGAGCGUGGAGCCCUACGGCCUGUCUCUGCCUCUCAGCCUGUCCUCCUCCAGUAUAGCAGGGAGACUCUCUCCCACCGUGCUCUCCAUGAGCUCCGGCCUGUCGGGGAACAGCACCGAGCUCUCACCUAAAGGAGGCGCUCUGAGGCUGGAGGGCGUGACACGGGUGUGGGGCAAGGAGGGAUACCUCGCCAAGGCAGCGUUGAAGCCGGAGGAGGCGGCCAAGACGGAGGUCCCCUGCCCCCUCUCGGUCCUCCAGGAAGGAGGCUCUGCCCCACGGACGCCCGUGGUCUCCCUGCCCGCCCCCGCCCCCGGGCCCAGCCUGCAGGCGGAGCGGGAGAAGCAGCAGCUGGCCUCCUGUCUCUUCGUGGGUCUGGGCUCCCAGGGCGCCGCCGGGCCGUGUCUGAUGGGAAAAGCGGAGCCGACACGCCAUGGCUUCAGGAAGAAGGUCAAAGGACAAGGGUCGUCCUCGGGCGCCAGAGAGCCAUCGGGUGACCCCGCCUCUUCCUCCCACUCCCCCUCCCCUCUCUCCGCUCAGAGCGCCAUGGAUAACUUGCUGUGCGGCAGCCCACUGGACUCCGGCUCCACCCCCUCUCCGGCUGACUCCGCCCCCUCUCCGGCUGACUCCGCCACAUCUCCGGCUGACCCCGCCCCCCACCUCCCUCAUGACCUUCCCGCCAACAACAGACCAUGUGAUGCACAAGAGGACCUGACGGAGGACACCGACACAAGUGAAACGGUCGUCGAGGGGAACAGUGUGGCGGUGGUCGACCCCUAUGACCCCGAGCCCCAGUGUUUGAGCCCCCAUCUGCCCGAGGAGCUGUGCGGGCUGCCCCGCUCAGAGAUCAGACCCCUCUGCCGCGACGCCAGCCUGGUCCUCUCCGCCUGCUGCGUCCGCACCGACCACUCCUCGCUGCUCGUCGUUUUCGUCUCCAACGCGUCCGACUCGGCCGCUCGGCGGUUUGCACUGCAGAUGACCUCCGGUGACCUGGAGGUGUCACGUGUGUGUGGUGGCCCUGAGGAGGAGGAGGAGCAUGUGGAGGGCCACAGCGUGGCGGUGUACCAGUACUCCCUGGUCCCCACCAGGCCUUCGGUCCACAUGGAGCUGGCCGGCCGGGCGUCCUACCAGCGGCCUGACGGGGAGCCUCAGAGCACGCCCUUCUCCUACGGCCUCUCCCUCCCCGACUUCAUCAGGCCACUGAGCGUGUCCACGGAGGAGUACGGACGGCUGUGGCUGGCCUCCUCAAACGACACCAAGCAGAACCUGGCGCUGCUCAGCCAGGAGCCCGACCCCCUGAGGGCCACGCUGCACCGCCUGAGGGACCGACUGCAGCUCAACGUCGUGGACAUCAUAGCGUCGGAGGGCAUCGUGGCCUGCCAGCUGCUGCAGGGCCCACCCUGCCUGAUGCACUGCCGCCUCAACGCCGGCUCCCUGGCUGUGUGGCUGCGCUCCUCUCUCCCUGAGCUCCCAGACUGCCUGCUGUACCACUGUCAGAGGGCCCUGGCCCAGCACUGACAGAGGGCCCUGACAGAGGGCCCUGACAGAGGGCCCCUGGCUGAGCACUGACUGAGGGCCCCUGGCUGAGCUCUGACAGGCCCCUGGCCCGGCACUGACAGAGGGCCCUGGCUGAUCAAUGACCGAGAGCGCCUGGCUGAGCACGGAAAGUCUCUCAUCACUACAUCUAACUUAUUGCCUGAAAAACCAACGAACAACAAACCAGGUUUACGUCAUUCUGUUUGCCUCUUCCUCAUGGAGACGCUCAGGGGAGGAGUUGACUGAGUGUACCUCCGCAGAUAUGAGUCACGCAUGGUGGUGGUAGUUUACUGAACACAGACAUGUCUUAAUUAAUAGAGCUGGCCUGCCAGGACUUGAAGACUUAGACUGGCGGGAUGAAUAGUUUGUCUUUGUUUGGUUGAAGAACACUGCAAACUCUUGAAUAACACGUCUGACUGGCACUUUUAGUAAGAGUUCGUUCUGAGAGGUCUUUAAAGAUUCAUUUCAUUGGAUCAAGAGCUGCAGCAGUGAAAACAUAAUGUGUGAAACAGCUUGUCAUUUUGUCCAUGUCACGUUCCGUCCUACAAUCAAUAUUGCCUCAUCAAUAUUUUCUCAACACUGUUGGAUUUGCAUUACUACAUUGGGAAUAAGUUGAUACGAUUUUAGCAAAUCUCAAAGGCAUUUGAUGGAAAUUUCUCAAAGAAGAUUCCUCACAACGAUACCAAAGUUUAAGUAAUAAUCAAAUUAGUCCAUCGGUAGAGAAGGAAAAUUAAGUACACUGUUAGUGGUGUGGUUACUAGUUAUCAGUAGAGUAUGAUACAGACUUCGGCAAGCAGCCUUUUAUUUUGGUUUGCCUUAAUACUACUGAGUAUCCACUGCCUACAAGGCCUCAAUAUGGUGGUCUGUCAGGAGUAUCAAAAUCUGCUGUCCCAGAUUCAAGCACUUAUCCUGCUGAAAAAUGUCUUGAAACCGGGCGGGGGGAAUGGAUAUUGGAUGCAUGGAUUUUUGGUUAUUGACAUCUCCCGUUCUUUUGAUGUCCUUCAUUCUCUGUCCCACUUUAUCUAUGCAGUCACACAUUUCAUUCAUACUAAGUGCUGAAUCCUAGUGGUCUUUUAUUAUAUUUUUAUAUUAAUGCUCACCCUCCAACAUAUUUAUGGACUAUAUAUUCUUAAAGAAAGAAAGAAUCAUUUUUUAUAUUGAUUUCUAGGGUUCUCAUUCUAGUUGAUUCCAUGGCUGUAUGUCUGCAGUCUGCAGAGAUUUAUUUUGGCAUGAACUAUUAAGAUGACGAGAUAAUGUUUUUGUUUGAUUUGUCUUGGUGUGAAGCACAAUAUGACACAUACAAUCCGAAGUGUAAACGGGAUACUAAGGUGGCUUUUGAUUGUGCCUGUGGUACAGAAAUAUCAGUGUUCUUUUAGUGCCUGACAGCUAUUAUAACUUAUGAAUAAAUUGAGCUUUUUAAACUGA